Molecule: messenger RNA, 1005 nt
Organism: Adineta ricciae
Lineage: Eukaryota; Metazoa; Rotifera; Eurotatoria; Adinetida; Adinetidae
Source: the annotation of a GenBank genome assembly
AUGAAAGAAUGUAAUUUAAAAUGGGAUCCCAUAUCAACAAAACGAUUAAAACAAAAUGUUAUUCAUACAUUGUCGUCCAAGGUUGAUACAAUCAUUCAUCAAACAUUGAAUGGUGUUGAUCAUGUAACAUUAACCGUGGAUGGUUGCAUUGCGUUCCCAGGUUGUUAUUGCUUGGUUGGUUCCGGCCGGUUAAGUUUGUUUUCCGACGACUUCCUUGCCGCCGGAAGUUCAAACGUAGGUUCCAGUAAUUUUCUAACUGUUUCCUGCAAACUUCGAGUCGGAAACGAUUACAAACUGAUCGGAUAUUUCCCGCAUAAUUCCUGCCGGAAUCCGGCGGCAAGGAAUUUGGCGGAACCUGCUGGAAUUUCAACAGAUCCAAUCGCCGGAAUGAUCGAUCUGGGUUUAUCAUGCUUUGCACACACUUUACAGUUAUCUGUAAAAGAUGGACUACAAAAGGCUUCUCAUGUGCCCAAGGUACUUGCUAAAUGUCAAGCAUUGGCUAAAUUUUCACACAAAUCAACAAAAAUUGCUGACACGCUUGAUCAAUUGAACAAACACAUGAAUAAAUCAAACGUUACCAGAUGGAAUAGCGAAUAUUUAUUGAUUAAAUCGAUUUUAUCUCUUGGUAAAAACGAUGCUGAUAGCAUAACACCAUUAAUGGACAGCCCAGUGAAGUUUUCAAAUAAUGAUUUUAUUGUAUUAGAAGAAAUAGUUAUCGUCCUCGAUCCGUUUUAUGAGAUACCAAUAAAAUGCCAAGCAGAAGCUGCCGUUGCUGCAAGUUUAGUUGUACCUUCUGUUGUGCAUUUGAUAACUCACCUCCGUGAUAUAAAAAGUGAAGUUAAAUUUUGUGGCCCACUAGUGCAACAAUUACAAUCAUCUCUUGAAAAGAGAUUCUGUGGUAUCAUGAAACGAUUAAAUCAAGCUGAUGCUAUCAAUGAUGAAAAUUAUGGUGAUCCAGUGUACUUCAUGGCCGCAGUUCUCGACCCUGCAUUCAAAUUCUUCUGA